Molecule: messenger RNA, 9015 nt
Organism: Columba livia (rock pigeon)
Lineage: Eukaryota; Metazoa; Chordata; Aves; Columbiformes; Columbidae
Gene: REEP2
Product: receptor accessory protein 2
Exons: 7
Coding region: 924-1832 (302 amino acids)
Cellular component (GO): endoplasmic reticulum membrane; cytoplasmic microtubule
Molecular function (GO): taste receptor binding; microtubule binding
Source: RefSeq, a predicted model, not a curated record
UUUAUUUCUGAUGCACAGUCAAUUUCAUACUUCUCAGCACAUCAAAUAGUUGAAGGCACGUUUAAUUCAGGUGCCGCUUACCCAUGCUGCAGUUAUUUAGCAUCGCCGCACUCCUCGUGCAUCGCACUCGCCACUUCUCUCCAUUUUCUCUCUUCUAUUUGCAUCUCUCGCUCACCUGAGUACGAACACAUUGUUCAGGUACCAGACCUGUUGCCAGGUGACACUGAUGUGGUUAGAAACAGUUAUUUUGGUGAAGGUUGUGUGUGUUGGUGUUAUUUGGCUGUGUGAGAGCAGAUUGCCCUUGUCCCGUUUGUAGGGCAGUUAUGCCAUCAGUGGUGUAAAUUGUGCAGUCCCUUAUGCAAUCAUUUGGCGGCCAUUCACAUCCAAAUGCAGACUAUGACAAAACGUUCUUUGUCACUGUCUGUAGACACUUGCGUGUUCAGCUCUCACAUGUAAUGGAAAGUUGCUGAUGUUUUGUGGUUUUAAUCAUGGCUCAUUAUACUAAAGUUCAUGCAUUCAUGAGAAAAUUCCUCCGGGCAGCUCUUUGUUUUUGCUCUCUUUCGUAAAGGCCAUUUGGCAAGCACGGAGACGUUGCCGUGGUGCCGUGAGGGUCUGUCUGCCUGGCUGGAGAACCGCAACUGUUUGCUAGCUUUUUCUUUCUUAAUUGAAAAGAAUCUGUGACCUCCGUCCAGCACUUUCUCUUCUGCCGGUCUCUUCCCACAAGUAACAAGGCAAGAGCAGCACUGGGGAGGUUGAGGUGGGACCUGGGGAGCAAUUUCUCCCCCAAAGGGCUGUGGGGCAUUGGAACAGGCUGCCCAGGGCAGUGCUGGAGUCGCCGUUCCUGGAGGGCUGGACAGACGGACGUGAGGCUCUCGGACAGGGGUUAGAGGGGGCAGGGCAGUGCUGGGCGACGGUUGGACUCGAUGAUAUUAAAGGCCUUUUCCACUCAAAACGACUGUCAUCGUCUGGUUUUAAAUCGCGCAUGUGCCUGUCCCGCCUCCCCCCGCAGGUGCCGCGGCCUCGCUCGGCCCCGCCCGGUGCGGGAUGCGCUGCGGCCCCGCCCCGCGCCGGCUCCGCCCUCCCGCUGCCCGGGCGGGGCUGCGCUGCCGCAGGGAGCUGCGCGGGAGAGCCGCCUGCCGCCGCGCCCGCGCCGCCAUGGUCUCCUGGAUCAUCUCCCGCCUGGUGGUGCUCAUCUUCGGCACCCUGUACCCCGCGUACUCCUCCUACAAGGCCGUGAAGACGAAAAACGUGAAGGAAUAUGUGAAGUGGAUGAUGUACUGGAUCGUGUUUGCCUUUUUCACCACUGCGGAGACGCUCACAGACAUUGUUCUUUCUUGGAAAUUGAUGAAUACAUUACUCAGGCUCGUGACAAGAGCUAUGAAACCAUGAUGCGAGUUGGCAAGAGAGGGUUAAACCUUGCUGCCAAUGCAGCAGUUACUGCGGCUGCAAAGGGCCAGGGAGUUCUGUCUGAGAAGCUGCGGAGUUUCAGCAUGCAGGAUCUCACUCUGAUCCGGGAUGAGGAUACCGUGCAUCUGCGAAGCCGCGAGCCACAGCUGCACCCCGCUGCGGGGAGUCGCCUUGAAACCAUUGAGGAUUCAGCUUCCUGUUACUCCUCGGGGGAGGAGAGCAGCGUGGCGCAGAGGUCUAACGGGGCCCCGUCAGAGACCAGAACGGACCCAUCGGAUGAAGACGGAGGAGACAAACUUCCGAAACGUACCCAGAGUCUCAAAGCUCCUAAGAAGGUGAUGAAAACUGAGCUUCCAGUAAGAAGUGUGAAAGCCCGUCCUAAGAAGAAAGCUGCAGGCUCUCUUGCUUCUGGCGAGUCAUCCUAAGGAGACCUCCCCGUCCCAGCGCCCAUCGCUGCCCCGGGACCUGCCUGUUGCUUUUGAGGGGAAGCUCCCCGAAGGAAGUGAGCUGAGAUUCAUGUACAUAACAGAUACUGCUUUGUAGAGCUCAUUCCAAGGCAAGAGGGAGGCUGGGAUUCAGAAAAUGGAGCAGAGGAUACACAUCCUCAGGAAUUUUCUCCUUUUCAUCUCUCUCCUGAAGGGAAUGCCGGUAUGUCUGUACAUAGCCUGUUGCUUUGGAAUUCCCACCGUGUAACCCUAGUUGGGGAGGAUCUUUGCUAGAAGAGCUGACCAAGGUUAGAGACAUCCAUUGCACAGAAGCUGGAAAAAUAGUAGACACCGAAGUUUCACAGGGGUGGGUGGCAGCCUAAAACGUCUUCUCUUGCUCUGGGUAUUCUUCUGCAGCUUUGUGUUGCUAAGAAGUGCCCGCCCUGAUCCAUCCUCCUUACGAAUGGGCCGUACCUGUCCAUCCAUCCCCUUCGAGAACGUGACCGAAGUGGCGUACGCUGAGUGCUUCUGAACACGAAGGACUGGCUCACGGACGAGCGUGCCCUGUUCCUCUUUCUGGUACUAGAAGAUGAAGAGAUUUUUUUUUAAUUUUAUUUUUUCUGGAAGGUGAACAGAGAUAAUUGAAAAACUGAGUAAUGAAGAAAAUGUGCUGUUAUAUGCACAUGUGGUAGAGUAGAUGCUGGUAUCUGUAAGAGUUAACUGUUGAGAAGGGAAGUUGGGCAUCUGUAAGAUUUUGGCUCUUUUUGAAGCUGCUUGAAUUUUAUUUCAGGUUCUGUUGUUCACUUUGGUUCCUGAGAGCGCGGCGGAGCGCGGCGCGUCCUGUGCAGCGGGACACGCGGGCAGGGAGGCCGUUACUUUGCCAUUUAGGGGUUGAAUUCCACGCCAUCCUGAUGCUCGUUACUACAGACAAAUUCUCUCAUUCUGGCAGAUGACGGGGAAGUCUGGCUCACUGUGGUCUCUGGGCAUCCUUGAGAAUUUCAGAGGCCUGUAUCUCUGAGCUUGAGGAGAUUCAGUCCCCAGGGCGUGAGAACUGACGAAGAGCUGAUGCUAAUUCCAGGAUGCUGUUCGUGGGGGGUAAAAUGCAGGGAGUGGGGCACAGUGCUGUGAUUAAUCAGUUCUCUUGCUUUAUUGCACUGCAGCCCUUGCAUGAAUUUUCUGUCUGACCACGUGCCACGUUUGUCAGUGUCCUGAGACUCGAGAAAUACAUGACACUUGGAACAGAACUGUAUUGAAUGAAGAACAUGUAUUGUGGGAGGGACGCUGCGGUGUCACGCAGCCGGGCGGAGUCUGGUCUGCUGCACGUGCGGAGGGCAGGUCCUGGACCUGCGCCGGCGGGCGGUGGGAGCUGCGAUGGGGAGGGUUCCUGUUGGGGACGUCUGCCACGGGGCCCCUCCUUCCCCGCCGGCCGCUCGGCUCCAGGCGCAGGCGUCUGUGUUUGCCCGUGUCUCUUGUCACAGUUCCGAAGUUACCGAGGGUUCUCACAGAACCCAGUAUUUUGCUGUUGACAAUGUAUAGAAGCACUUCUGCAAGUAACAUUCCACAAGUAUUUCUGUCCUAAAGAACAGCGCUUCAGAAGUUCAUAAAGUUGAAGAUUAGGACUGCAUUUUUUCUUGUUCCCUCUUGUCUUGGUGGCAAAUUGUUACGAAUUGUCUAGUUAUUUUAGGAAGCCAAUUAAAUUGGUUUUACUUUUAUUUGUGGCUUUUAAAAAUGGAAGUCUUCACAGACCAUGUCAGAAACUUGCAUCCUGUCAGGAAUACUCACGUUAUCCAGCGGCCGGUAGAAACCCCUCCGUUUGGCUUUGAGUUUCGAGUUUCACAACAAACAAACCGCGCAAGUAUUUUGUUCUUUUUAGUUUGUUAGCAAACACUGUACGUGUGUCUCGCUAGUACACGCAAAAGCAUGUCCUGAAGCGGGAAUUCUUUCUGUUUCCAAAUGAAACUCCUCUUUCCAUAGGAGGGAUAAAAAUCUUUACUGAUUAUGUGGAAAAUUCAGCUGUGAUGAAUUGCUGACUGAAGUUUUACUGUACUGCAAAAAUUGGAACAAUUAUUCUCUAUAUACCAAAUAUCUCUAUGACCACAUUUCAUUUUCUUCUUCUCUUUUUUAACUCAAAAUGUCCAUAGCAAAUUAUUUAUGUAAAUCAUUGUGAGAGACUUGAUGUGGAAGCCGAGGGUUGGUUAGUCUCCCCUUAUGCCGUAUACUCCAUGCGCUUCCUACGCGUUGUCCUGGUCUGGGCUUACUCAGUGUUCAUACAGUGACUUUCCAGAACGUUCUCUAGAAUCAGUUCAUUUGUAGUAGCUCUUGCUGCUUUGAUGCUCAGGAGGAAUUUCUAAGACUGUUUUGGCAUUUGGAUUUACCUUUGUCUUCCUGAACUGAGUCCUGUGCCAAGUGUCUUGUACUCGGCUUUGGUGCUCGAUACCGUUAAGCUGGGGGUGAGUGUGGGUCAGUCGUAGGAGGUGAGCGCCUUUGGGUUGUGAGAGAGUCUGGAGUGGAGCCAGGGGCCGUCACCUGCUGUGUGGGGCGAGAGCAGCGUCUGUGCACGGAGCCCGUGCUCUGCCCGCUCGCCGGGCCGCUGGGCCCAGGUCCCCGCAGAUCCGCUCCCCGCGCGAGCGCUUGGCGGGUCUCUGGGCGUAGUUCUGCGUUGGGUGGCAAGGUCUGCGUAGAAAUUCUCUCGUUAACGAGGAUGCUGAACGUGCUCGUUUGAUAAAAUGCUCGUGUCAGCUGUUGUUCAGUGCUGUCAGCUGGAAGUGCUGGGAUGUGGUUUCUCUUGAGCAUCAUCUGUGGGCUUCAUUGUGCAAUUAAGCAAAUGGUUAAAUCUUCAUCUAGUGGUAGAAUUCACUGUGUUCAGUAAGCAUUUGUGCCCGUUUCCCAAUACCCCAGAGCACAGAGGGAAACGAACGCAGUAAGAGAGAAUUGUACUUGAAGUGGGGGGGCGGGGAGGUGCUACAUGUGUGUGCCCAAAAAUCAUCCUACAGUAGCUGUGCUGCGAGAUACAAAGUGAAGCCGUGACCGCCUUCUGGGAAGAAAUGUUGUAUCUCCCUGUUUUAUAAUAUUAUGAGCCAGUGUUCUGCUGUUGGAAAAGGAAAUAGUGAAAUGUGGUUUCCCUUCUGAGAAACUUGAUGAUUUGCUGCAUAAAAGGGAACAACGUUUUUUUGCUGGGCAGUAUCCUGCACGGUGGGUAAGAAAUAGGAAGACACAGAGCAGGCUGCUGUCCGGUUUUGAACCCUGCGCUUCAGCUGAACACCUUCAUUUCUUACUCUUCUUUAGUGAGUUUCUGAUUCUCCAGGCUUACGUUUCUGAGUCUGGGCAUCUGAUUUAUUUUAGACUGGGUGAACUUUGUGGGUAGAGUUGCUUUGUUUCUCAGCUCCAUCCUUUCAUGACCCGGUUAUGUUUCUUAUGUUUUCUCUUAUUAAGCAAAGUACUACUUCUGUUUUUCUGACUGUGGACACAUGAAAAAUACUGGUUUUUAGAGAUGAAAUUUAGCCUUUUUCCAGUAUUUAAUCCUACGACCUGGCAUCAUACAGUGCCUUGUACAAGAAGGCGUAAGGCUGGAUUCCCAGGUGGAGUCUGAGCGCGUUUCCCGUUCCUUGCAGCGGGUGCUGACUGACGCGAGUUCCCCGCGGCCCCUUUCGACAAGAGCGCUGGGCCAGAUCGCGUUAGAAGCGCGUUUGUGGAGAGCCCUGAAGGAGCAGGAGUUCGAGUCUCGUGUACUACGUGCCUGUCCGAGAAUGUCCAGUACAGGAUUUGUGGCGGCGGCAGACAGGCUGUCGUACCCACUGACCGAAAUGGGGCGCCCGGUCCCGCUCCGCGGCAGGCCGGGGAGGAGCGCCGCGCGGGAUGGCAGGCACACGAAAUACAGGGGAACUAAGGUUUUAUCAUAGGUUAUGCUUAGUAACUUACCAGAAGGAAAGCAAGUUGAAAAUUCUUGGUAACUUUAUAAAAUUAGGAUGCAAAUUAUCCUGAUCAUCAAACCUAGUAUUGAAUACAGACCUUUUGUACUCGUGCUGCUGUUUUUUUGGGAAAGCGCUGGAUUGCUGGACUCCUCACGUUUGACUCCUCUGUUAGAUGCUUUCUCACAUGAUGUGAAUGUCACACAAAUGAACUUUUUACUUUGAUAUGUGACCUUGCUGAGCUAUGUACGAGAUGGCGUUGGCUGAAUGGAAGCCCAGUAAGAGAAUGGAGAAGCCGAGAUAGGUCUCUCUGGGUAAAGGUGAGUGAAUGACCCUCCUUGAGGCGCAGGAGCCAGCGGCUGCGUGUGGCCGCUGGGUUUCGGGGCGGCGGCUGCGGGCGGUUCCGUGGGCGGGGCAGCGGGCUGUGCGCUCAGCCCGGGCCGCUGGGCGCUCCGCUCCAGCCGCUCCCGGGGGCUCGCUGAGACACCAGUGUUGGAGCAAAACUGUCCACAGAUCUUCUUGUUGUCCAUUCAAACCAUUUUCCAGCUGCAGGGACCAGCUUUGUAAAUGCAGUGUUUGUGAUGGAUUCCCCCCACUGCAAUUAACCAGUUUCUGUGUGUUUGUGUACUUUGGUAGUGUUGCCCUAAUUUAUACUCUGAAGUUUAUUGUAUCUCCUGAUAAGAAUGGGCAGUUUCUUUCAAUUGGAUCUAUAUUCUGUGAAAAUAGAAGCAAUUUUAAUCUAAAAAUACAGAUGUCUCUAACGGUUACUAUGGUAAUUUGUGACCAUGGCAACAGAGUUAGCAUUCUGAAGAGCACACAGGUUCGAGGGUUUUCUUAACCAUACGAGAUCAUAGGCGUACAAGGGACUUUGGCAUUGUCUCACCCAAGAUCUUCAUAGCCAAGCUGUCGAAGCACGGGCCGGAGGAGCAUGCAGUGAGGCGGAUAAAACGCCGGCUGAGCGGGCAGGCCCGGGGCCGUAGUGGGUCCCAAACUGGGGGCCGGCAGCUCGGCUCUGGGUCUGCUUCUCAUUAACGUCUUCGUUAACGGUCAAGGGGCAGAGUGCGCCCUCAGCAAGUUUGCUGAUAACACACAACUGUAACAGGAGGAGAGGCCGAUGUGCCAGAGGUUGUGCGGAAGCAGCAAGAGGUACAUGGAGAAUCUGCCCUUGCGUCUCAGAAGGUGUGGAGGCGGCCUGAGGCUCCCUCUGGUUUGGAAAGGGAGGGUGUUGUACCUGCAGCAUCGCAGGUGGAGGUGCAGACUGAAGAAGAGUCCAGGACGCACCAGGAGGUUACUGCAGGGAAGAGAAACAAGUUUAGAAUACGGCUGGGGAUUCUCUAUUGUCAGACUUUGUACAAAAAACUCAAGACAUUUCUGUUCUAUUUUCCCAUCAUGUGGUCGGAAAUAAAUAAACAAUAUAGUGCUUUCAGGCAGGAGCUACAAGUUGUGGAUUGCCGUGACAUAGUUGAGACCCCGAGAGCAUCUGUUGCGCUACAGGGAACACUCAGGAGUGAUAUAGUUACAUUUAUAUGGAAUCUGUUAUUGAGGGAGGUGGAAAGGACUCUCAUGGCUAAGCCUUCUAUCGAGUGAAUGGCUGUCUCUGCCAGCACAGAGCUAAUGUAAAGGCUCUUUACUUCGCAAUGCUCAAUGCCAGUUUUAUAAGGAAAUGUGCUGGAUAUAAGUUUGCCAAAGCCAAAUCACAGUAUUUUCCAAGCUUUCUUUUUUCCGUAGGCCCUGCCAAGGUAUCUAGCUACUGAAUGGAAAUUAAAGCAUUGCUGCAAUCACUUGCUAAUCUGGGGCAAUGGGUGUCUUGAAUUAACUAGUAUCUAAACUGCAUUUAGAAGUGGAUGUGUGUGGACGCCAGCUGCUGUGACCGCUCUGCGCUGGCCACAGGAACACAGCGGCUGAUCAGAGGCGAUACCCAGCGCUCAGCUCCCCGUCCCCGAUAUCCCGGUCUGUGUGACCAGUCUGGAAUCCACACGCGCUGGGAACGCCUCUUCCUGAGCUGUCACCUGCUGGCCGUGCUCCGGAGCACGGUGAUGGGACAGGGCUGCAUCCCUGGGCCGUGCUCCGGAGCACGGUGAUGGGACAGGGCUGCAUCCCUGGGCUGUGCUCCGGAGCAUGGUGAUGGGACAGGGCUGCAUCCCUGGGCCGUGCUCCGAAAUACGGUGAUGGGACAGGGCUGCAUCCCUGGGCUGUGCUCCGGAGCACGGUGAUGGGACAGGGCUGCAUCCCUGGGCUGUUCUGGGGAGAGGGAGUUGUUUGCAUUCUUUCACUGUUUUUUUUGUAGAAUCAUUAAAAGUUUGGUCACUUGCUGCAGUAUUGUGACUCGAGUGUAGAAACACCAAGGUGUUCCAGUCUCGCAUUUUGCUUGCUUUCCUACCCACAUUCUUUCUAGGUAUCUUUUUAUACUCUUUUGUGAACACUAUUAAAGAAAAUCAUGUGUUCUCUUUUCCACAUCUUGCUCUUUUGCUUUCAUUAAUUUUCUUCUAUUUCAAAGGGCCCGUUGUUUUUCUUCCAUUUCCCCCAGAGUAACCUACAAAAGCUUUACCGAUGCAGAUGUGCUUUCAUUCCGCUGGGUGGCAGCGAAUCCUCAUUUCUCGGUUGUUCUGGCAUUGCUGCUGGAAGCGGCUUUCCUGGCAAAGUUCCCCUUGGAGGCGCAAGGCUCUUGAACCUGUAAAUACAGCCUUUCUGUUGUGGUUAGAGAGUAUUUGGAAAAGCACAUUAUAUUAUGUCUGUUCAAGCUGUAUCAACUUGCUGAAGAUCGUAGUAGCUGGCAAAAAAGCAUCAUCCAAGGACUAAACUUUGCAUGUGACAUAUUGCUGCUGCUUUGUGUGGUGCUCCAGGCAUAACUGAACACAAGUGUAUGGUGGCACCUCUAAACAAAAGUUGCUUUGAUAGAGGCUCAGUUACUGAUGUGGGUGGGAGAGAGAGGUUCUGGAAGUUAGUUAUUCACUUUUUAAUUCCAGUUUAUUUUGACAGAUAAAUGUCUCAUAAUUUGAAUUGAAAUCUGUGUGUCAUUAGAAUAGGUUUACAGGCUUAUGAGUUGCAGGUAUGGCUUUUUGUUCUUUGCUAGUGAAUUCACAUAGUUUCUUUCCACCCCCUGCCCCAGUUUAUUAUUAUUGAUACCUGUGAAUAUUUUCCUUUAAAAGGCUGCUGUUCUGUUAUCUUCUCAAACUGUGCUCCUAAACCAUUUAAAUUUAUCUCCAUGUCUGUCUUAUGUGUCUUAUUCUUCUGCCUUUCUCCCUCUCCAUUGUUGAAUAAAGAUAUGAACAUUA